Messenger RNA from Penicillium expansum, 2259 nucleotides. Its product is annotated as synaptobrevin family protein. Lineage: Eukaryota; Fungi; Ascomycota; Eurotiomycetes; Eurotiales; Aspergillaceae. Bases 1 to 2259 code for a protein of 752 amino acids. Gene Ontology annotation, biological process: vesicle-mediated transport. The transcript is spliced from 6 exons. The record is from RefSeq and is a predicted model, not a curated record. Gene Ontology annotation, cellular component: membrane.
AUGGAGGAUGUUGCCAAUCAAUGCGGAGUUGGAGAAGAAGAGAUCGCCGAGAUGAUGCAAGAUCCAACAGACCCCCGGUGGCGGGAAGGAGAUCUUGUCAAGGAAUAUGUCUUCUGUCAAAAUUCUGUGCAGCAAUAUCUAGACACAGUGGAGGAUAUGAACGAGGAGCUGGCGAAGAUCAGGGACUUGACUGCGAUAGACGGAGCCAACAGUCAAGCCAAACCGCUGGAUAAAAAGUCCCAUCGGCGGCAAUGGAAGAAGAUGAUACUCGUGCUCAAGAAGGAUGAUAUCACCCGGCACCUUGAAGAAGCCGGGCGCCUAAACACCUUUCUAGCGCGACUGACGGAACAAAAUCAGCCUAUAACCACUACACGUCGUGUUUCACGCAGAAGCACUAAGCACUACGUACGAAUCCAUGCCCACGCAAUUGAUCUAUAUGAGAUAUUCCAGAACAAGUUUCCAGCAUCAUCUAGCUGCAAUUGCAUGCUGCAGCAUGACGUGAACAUGAAACUAGAAUUCCGCAGUGCAAAAACUACCGCAAGGGGCCUCUGUUUCCAUGCAAUAUUCACUUCUAGUAUUGUGUUUCCUUCGAGAAAUUGGCGAGAGAUGGAGAUGGAGCCUUGGAAAACGAAUGAAAACAAGCUCUGCCAGGACACUGAGCAUCAUGCCCAAGUGAGAUUUGCCGAUCCUCCCUCUCCAACGGCAUCCAUUUAUGAAGACAUCUCCGACCUGUGCGCAACAAUCAUAGGGCCAUCAUCAUCACGGGAUUGGCUGGGAUUCAUCACAAGUGAGAAAGGCCGACAGCAUCGUAUCAGGUCAAUGGAUUAUCAUCAAAGGCUACUGGACUUCAAAAGGAUUGAGACUGUAUCCCUGGCCCAAGUCCUUCGUGAUAAGUCAUUCCGUCAAGAGCAACGAUCUCGGCUUGGGUUAAAGUUAGCAUCUUCGGUGAUGCAGCUGCAUACUACGGAUUGGUUGACGGAUUUCUGGAGCAAAGAUGAUAUCUUAUUCCUUCGUUCAUUGGAUGGCACGGUUGACUUCGACGGCCCCUUGAUUCGACGCAGCUUUGAAACUCGGAAUAUGGAUUUGACUUCUAUAUCCCAAAAUCUUCCAAGGCCAUGGUUGAAUGCAUCGAUUCCAUGUCUAUAUUCACUGGGAAUCGUUCUUCUAGAGCUUUGGUACCGAGAGAUAUUUGAGAACCUAAAAAAUGAAGCUGAAAGAAAGAUGCCACCAGAAUUCUCCGACCCUUUGGCAGCGCGACGCCUGGCCAAUGAGAUGGACUCUGGUCCAAACUUUAAGAACAGUGCCUUACGGUGUAUAUCUGGCCUAGACGCGCUAUACACAUCACUGACAGAAGAGAAGUUUCAAAAUGAGGUGGAAGAGAAGAUUCUCUCUCCUUUGGAAGAAGACUUGAAGUUUUACUGCAACAUAAGGUCAAUAGAGGAUUACAUCAACAACUUCAGGCCUGCCCAGGUGGUGUUGAGGUGGGCUGACUCAGCGGCUUUGCGCGAAAUGCCCGCUGGGACGAGCUCUUUGCUCUACUCGUGCAUCGCGCAUCGCACUACUAUUCUCGCCGAACACUCCUCACCGGGCAGUUCAUCGACCGUCGCCUCGUCACUAGCCUCUAUCAUCCUCCCAAAGAUCACACACGACAAGCCACAAAAGCUCACCUUCACCCAUGAACGACUUUUCGUCCAUUACAUUGCCGACUCUCCAACAGGCAACCAAUCCGACGAUGGCAACAUUGCAGAGCCCAACUCGCACGCCCCCCUGAGCUUCGUGGUAGUUGCAUCGGCAGAGCAAGGACGCCGUAUCCCAUUCGCCUACCUACUAGAAAUGAAGCGCAAGUUCUUGGCCACCUAUGAACCAUCCACAACCGAGUUCGCCUCACUGCCGGCCUACGGCUGCGCUGCCUUCAACAACGAGCUGCGCUCUCUCCUACAAGCCUACAACACCGCCCCGCCAGCAGACUCUCUCGCAUCAGCCCGGCGCGAGAUUGACAGUGUCCGUGAUAUAAUGACCGAGAAUAUCGAGCGGGUUCUGGAGCGCGGCGAGCGCAUCGAUCUGCUGGUUGACAAGACGGAUCGGCUUGGCGGGAGUGCGCAUGAUUUCCGGAUCCGUAGCCGGGGACUGCGGAGACGGAUGUGGUGGAAGAAUACUAAGUUGAUGAUUAUGAUAGUGGUCGUUGUUAUCUUCUUGCUAUAUCUGUUCAUCGGCAUGGGAUGUGGACUACCUGCAUGGGGGAAGUGUGUUGGACACUAG